Molecule: messenger RNA, 1234 nt
Organism: Paramecium pentaurelia
Lineage: Eukaryota; Ciliophora; Oligohymenophorea; Peniculida; Parameciidae
Source: the annotation of a GenBank genome assembly
AUGAAUAAUAAUCAUUUUGAACUUAUUGGAGAUGACCAUUUUGUUAACUUUUUAAUGGAUUAGCAUUAGUAUUUAGUUUAAUAUAUCAUAAAGAUCAAAUUUUGCUUAUGUUAAUAGUAGCUCAUUCAUGUAAUGUUAAAAUUCAGAUGAUGAAGGUCCUAAUUAACAAGAGUUCUUUUCAUCAUGUUAACUACCUCAAUAAACCUAAGUUAAGAAACAAUAAAAAAAGAAGAAAUCAGAUGAUACAAUUUUGACAAGCAAAUAAAACUUAAAGAACACUUACAUAAACAAAAUUACAUCUCUAAUUUAAGAAUCUAAACCUACCAUGAAUCCUAAAUUUGAAAGGAAAGUCUCAACUAAUACUGAUGAUUCUAAUUAAGCUAAACUAAUUAGAAAUAGAGAAUGUGCUAGAAAUUCAAGAAAGAGAAAGAAAAUAUAUUUAGAAUUGUUGGAAAAUAGAGUAAACACAUUGAAAGAGGAAUUAGAAAAAUGUAAGAGGAUUAUUAAAGGACAUAGUAGUUGUAUGCAAUAAAUUGGAUCUAAUCCAUAAGUAAGUAUUUACAAUUAUAUUAGUUAUAAAACUUUUUUGUAGGUAGAUAACAAUUGUUUGACAAAUUGGAAUCUGCUGUGUAAAAUAAUUCUGAUAACAAUGACAUUAAUUUAUUACUUGACUCUAUGAGAUUUAGAGUUGGUGGAGGAGGUAAAGAAAGAGUUAAUGCUUCAAAUUACUUUUUAUAAUAAAUUAUGGAGAUCUCCUUUCCUAUACAUGUGAAAUAUUUAUUAUGGGCAUCAGGAUCCAAUCUAAUUGAACCAACUUGGUUAACUAAUUUAAGUCAAGAAAUAAAUAUAACAGAUUAAUAAAUGAAAUCUCUUAAAAAAUCUUAUAAGAGAAUCUAAUCAGAUAAGGAGAAAUUAGAAGAGUAAAAUAUUUAGUGUUAUUAUUCCAAGUAUCAUAAAGUAAUUGUAAACUGUCAAAGAGAAUCUCUAUCAAAAGACAAAUUCCUUAGAAAAUUUCAUUGAUGAAAUGAGAAGUAUACUCACUCCUACUUAAGUAGCUAAAUUUUUAUUGGGUUUGGAAAAAGUAAGAUAAUAAUUUAUAUUAUAAUAGAAUAAGUUUUAAAAGGAACUUAGUAUGUCAAAUUUAUGGAAAUAAUUUGAAGAUGAAUUUGAUAUAGAAAUCAAAUAGGAAGAAUGUUAAUUUGAUGAUACUGCGAUAAAGAAGGUUCACAUUUGA